CCGAAGAAAAGUGGGGACAAUGGUCCGCAGGGGUACUCCUGUCUUGUUUCCUCCUCCCCGAAUUCGUGUCAUCGACCUCCCAUUGUAGUGGGUGUACCUUGCAGGGAGAGGGUCAAAGGAAAGGGAAAAGGGGGAAUUGGCAACCGCAGCCUCAUUCCGCCCGUGACUUCCCGAUCGGUCGGAGUGUUUGUUCGAGCGCUGCUGGUCGUCGAGUCUUGUAGUGUGAGUAUCCUUACGUCUAUCAUGGAGACUGUGGAUGUCGACAUUGAUUUUCUUCUCUCUUUAGCCAAGUGGAAGCUGUAUGCGGGCAGGUUUACCGGGGAUAUCCACCGCGAUGUUCUGCUGACUAACCUGAAGCGUAAGCUACGAGCGGCCCGCAAGCGCCUCCGUGAAGAAGGCGAUAGACGAUCCUGUUGCCGGGAUGGAGCUAAUGGCCGUCGUUGUCGGAAGCGGCGGCGUGAAGGCGGGGAAAGUUCUUCCGGCUCUGCCAAGCGAUCGUGUUGUUCUGGUGUGCUCAGCUGGCGAGUGGAGCGUGUUCGGGAUUUCAUCGCUGGACUGGAACCGUGCAGGGUUAACUGGCAGGCCCUCGAGGAAGAACUUGGUCCGGAGCCGGACAUUGAACUCUUGGACGACUAGGGAGAGGGUCAAAGGAAAGGGAAAAGGGGGAAUUGGCAACCGCAGCCUCAUUCCGCCCGUGACUUCCCGAUCGGUCGGAGUGUUUGUUCGAGCGCUGCUGGUCGUCGAGUCUUGUAGUGUGAGUAUCCUUACGUCUAUCAUGGAGACUGUGGAUGUCGACAUUGAUUUUCUUCUCUCUUUAGCCAAGUGGAAGCUGUAUGCGGGCAGGUUUACCGGGGAUAUCCACCGCGAUGUUCUGCUGACUAACCUGAAGCGUAAGCUACGAGCGGCCCGCAAGCGCCUCCGUGAAGAAGGCGAUAGACGAUCCUGCUGCUGGGAUGGAGCUAAUGGCCGUCGUUGUCGGAAGCGGCGGCGUGAAGGCGGGGAAAGUUCUUCCGGCUCUGUCAAGCGAUCGUGUUGUUCUGGUGUGCUCAGCUGGCGAGUGGAGCGUGUUCGGGAUUUCAUCGCUGGACUGGAACCGUGCAGGGUUAACUGGCAGGCCCUCGAGGAAGAACUUGGUCCGGAGCCGGACAUUGAACUCUUGGACGACUAGGUAUAUCUUAUGUUUUGCGUAAUUGUGUUAGGUCGGGAUUUUUAACACGAUGCGUAUACACAUACAUUUGUAGGUUUUCCAGAAGCAAAGAAAACCGGCCCAGUUGGCCGCUAUAAGCCAUUGUAUUGUAGCUUGGUCAUUCGAAUACUCGCCAUGCAAGAGAUGAUGCGUGUUGUA
Molecule: messenger RNA, 1345 nt
Organism: Dermacentor silvarum
Lineage: Eukaryota; Metazoa; Arthropoda; Arachnida; Ixodida; Ixodidae
Exons: 2
Coding region: 422-1168 (248 amino acids)
Source: RefSeq, a predicted model, not a curated record